This is a messenger RNA of Nezara viridula (southern green stink bug), 1624 nucleotides long. The record is from the annotation of a GenBank genome assembly. NCBI's taxonomy places the organism in Eukaryota, Metazoa, Arthropoda, Insecta, Hemiptera, Pentatomidae.
AAUGGAUCCAGCUUUAAUAGAAAAAGCUUUAGAAAAAAAAUGUAAAAAUCAUUGUUGGCUAGUAUGGAUACUAUUUCUAACGGCAACUCCUACAAUUGUUAUUGGGUCCCAUUUAGCUUCAUACGUAUUUCUCGGAGGAAAUCCUUCUUUCUACUGCAAUAUCCCUGAGCUAGUUGAAGCGAACUGGACCAAGGAACAAAUAAGGAAGAUCAGUAGUCCAGGAUUGGAAAAACAAAGUUGUGUUCAUUUUGCCUGGAAUUAUUCUUUAUUGAAGGAUUUAGACUUCCAUGAAGCUCUUAGAUAUUCCAAUGAAAGUCAAAAACCAGAUGUAUUGAAAUGUAAAAGUUAUAUUUAUGACGAAGAUUCAUUUCAUCAGACAAUAGUCAGUGAGUGGGAUCUAGUUUGCGAUGACUUGCCUCUCAGAUCAACUGCUCAGGGCAGUGUUGCAGUUGGAAAAAUUAUUGGGGCUUUGUUCUUCGGCAUCCUUAGCGACAGGUAUGGAAGAAAGAAGGCGUUCAUAGUGGCAUCUAUAAUAUUUCUGAUAUCUGGCCCAUCUGCUGCUCUUGUGCAUAGCUAUAUAUUGUUUAUAACAUGUCGACUGAUGAUAGGUAUCGCUGCAUCUGGGAUCUAUGAAACUGCUUAUACAAUUUUACUGGAACUUACAGUUAAGAAGUAUAGAGUAUUUUUAGCGAACAUAUACAAUUUAGCCUUUUCAUGUGGAAUUGUGCAACUCUCGCUAUGUGCAUAUCUGACCAACAAUUGGAGGCAACUGCAAUUAGCAAUCUCUCUUCCAAUGCUUGCGCUGUUCAUCCAUUGCUGGUUCUUGCCAGAAUCACCACGAUGGUUGAUAACUGCAGGAAAACUAGAAAAGGCAUCUAAUAUCAUAGGAAGUAUGUGGCAUCUAGUUCCUAAUGACCCCCAAAAAUCUCCUGAUUUAGUUAUGAAGCGCCCGUCUGAUUCAAGCUGCAAAAAUGUAUUUCUUUUUUUAAAUGACUACUUCAAACUUUUCUCAACACAUGAACUUACCAAAAGAACUUUAAUAUGCAAUUACUUGUGGUUUAUGGCAAAUUUGUAUUAUUUCGUAAUAACUUUUGGUGGAAUAAACUUUGAAGUCAAUCAGCAUCUCUAUGUGGGAUUGACUGGGAUUGUAGAAGUCCCUGGCUAUUUGCUUCCUCUCCUCUUUCUUAAUUACUUUGGUAGGAAGAAUUCUUCAAUAGCAUUAUGCACAGUAGCUGGAAUCGCUAUGUUAACAAUAACAGUUUUACCACAGGGUUGGCCAAUUAUAUGUGUAUCUCUUAUCGGAAGGCUUGUGGCAGCAUCUGCAUAUGGUAUAAUCAUGUUUAAUACCAUAGAACUGUUUCCGACAGAAAAUCGUAACACUGCUAUGGGUAGCUGCCUUACCAUGGCACAAUUUGGCCCUCUGCUGGCACCAUAUUUAGUAGACAUAGUGGGAAGGAAGGUUUGGUGGCUUCCCACUGCUAUCACUGGUUCUCUUGCCCUCCUAGGUGCAUUCUUGUUGAUGUUUGUACCAGAAACUAAAGACACGCCAAUGUUGGAUACGAUAUGUGAGAUGAAAGAACUUGAAAGAAAGGCUAAAAGCAAAAGUCAUGAAGAAACCAGUUGA